ACUUGGCGAAAAUAAAAGAGAACAAAAGAGGUCUGCUUCUUCGCCGUCUGUGUGUGUGCCUCUUCCUCUUCUAAAGAUGACGGAGGAAGAGGUAGCCAUGGAAGUGGAAGCUCUAGAAGCAGUUUACGGCGAAGACUGCGUUAUACUGGAUUCAUAUCCUCCUCAUCUUCACCUCCAUAUCAAGCCCCGUACCGCCGAGAUCUCUUCUCAGCAGUUUGUGGAAGCUGUUGUGAGAAUCCAAGCAGGUUCUAAGUAUCCAGAUGAACCACCUCGAAUUAGUCUGAUUGAAUCCAAGGGUCUUGAUGACCAAAGGCAAAAGCAUUUGAUUGGCAUUGUGCAAGAGAAAGCUUCUCAACUAUCAUCUUCUUUAAUGCUUGUAGAACUUUGUGAGGAAGCAGUUGAGAGGCUCACAAUUAUGAAUCACCCGGAUGGAGAUUGUCCACUGUGUUUGUAUCCAUUAUUCCCUGAGGAAGGCGGGAGUAAACAAAUGCCAUUUAUGAAGCUGAUGUCUUGUUUUCAUUGUUUCCACUGUGAGUGCAUCAUUAGGUGGUGGAAUUGGCUUCAUGCACAGAAAGAUGCUGAUUUGAAAUCUGGCGACACUUUACAUAUGCGUAGAGGAUCAAGUACUCGAGAAGGUAAUUCUGGAAGCUUGGGAAACUGUCCAGUGUGCCGCAAAGUUUUUCAUGCGAGUGACAUUGAACAUGUUCUUGACUUAGUUGGUGGUCAAUCAUCUCUACAGGACUCUUGUUUAAUACAAGGUGAGGACCAAGACCCGCUGCUCCAGUCAGAUUCAGAGAACAUAAGAAGAGAGCGGUUUGAGGCUAUUCUAAAGACGCAGGAAGAAAAAGGCGGUUUGGUUCAACCAAAGAAAACCAUAUCGGUUGUGCCAGGUAUGUAUCUUCCUCCACCAGCUCCUGCAUCAUCGUCACCAAACGAAGAAGAAGAAGCUGGUCAAAGCCAAGAACAAGGAGAAGAAGAACCCAAAGAAGCUGAAUCGGAGACAAACUCUAGCAGCUCCAGCAACAGGAGAGGUCGAGGGAGAGGCAGAGGCCGAGGCCGGGGACAUAAUGUCAAUCACAGGAAGCAGAAUUCGCAAGAUCCAAGAAAACCGACGAGGCAAUGGGUGCAGAAAGCCAGAGAAGUCGCCGAUCUCUUGGCCGCGCUUGCUUACAGGCUUCAGAAUGGAGAUCAAUUAUUCGAAGAAGAAGUGGAAGAGUCUACUUCCUCUAUGGGACUAGCUAUCUCGGGGCUUAACCGAUCUCUGACUCUGGACAUCGGCGCCGAGGAUUCUGGGGUCAGGGUUCUGGACGCAUCGUUGUCUCUAAUGUGCUUCAAGGCACCUCAGGUUUUCGAUUCAGCGAUUGAGUAUAUGGUGCGAACAAUUGUUUGCGCCUUAUCAUCUUCAAGCAAUUGUAAGGUACUUAAGUAUCGAAACGAGGAAACAUUACAGUUUGGGAGCUCCAAUUUACCUCAGUGCUCUGAAGAAUUGAUCGAAAUCUCUAAGGAUAUUAUUGAUAAACUGGGGGCAAAUGGAAGAUUGGCUACAUUGUUAUUCCAGGCUGUUGUGAGAUCAGCAGCUUCAACAUGUAAGAUCAGCAGCUUCAACGCGCAUAGAAAUCUUAUGGAUGGACGAAAUAGGGCUGUAUCGAAGCUUCUUGCUUACUUACCGAGACAAUCAUCUAUAGAGAACCACGAGAUACCUCUGAGGAUUCUGUUCUGGUAUCAAGAUCCAUUGUCUUUGAAGGAAGAUGUUUCCAGAAUCUUGAAAGAUGUGGUGGAAAGGCCUUUCCUUUGUCUAAAAAAGGAGCUUUUCGAGAGGGCAGAGUGGCGCGAUAUUGUCAUCUGCUUAGCGCUGUCUCCUACUAUGUUUAUCAACACUAGAGCCCUCUUACAUAAAUGGCUUUUGCUUACGGGACUUGCUGCUGUUUUUGAAGUACUUGCUGGCUUGGUCUCUGCAAUAAUGGAUACAAUUUCAAGACCAUCGUUGUGGGGUAUACCAAUGGAACUAGCUUCCAUGUUACCAUUUUCUGAUACAUACUUUCCUUUCCAGUGUCAAUUUCUGAGAAUCUUGGCUGGUCCUCUCAGUUUCAAGUCCCUCCUAAUGUUAGCUCAUACUGUCAGUAAAGCAUCUGCUGUCCCUAGGCAACAACAACGGGAUACUAAUUGUAAGCCUACUCCAAUAAAAGUUCAAGCAUUAGAUGACAAAACCGAAUGGGCUUUGGCUAUUAACUUCCCAGAUUGGUUCUAUUUUGCUUCUGCUAUGCUCUUCUCAGAAGGAAAUUCGUUUGAAAAUAUCCACCAUAGAUGCACUUCAAAAGUGGCUGAUUGUAGACAAGCAUGUGAUAUAGAUCUCUCCAUUGCUGCGGCUACAUACAUUUCUUGGAUUCUAAACCCUGGAAGUGGAACCAUUCAAGUAUCAGUAAGUAAGUCUCUCAUUAGAGUCUCAGAGAUAUGUAUCAGCAACAGUUGCGGUUCAGAAGCACAUCGUACUGAGACUAUAACUGGCAAGAGAAAGAAACCAGAUAGGCUUGUUUCUGGCAAAAUAAAGUCUUCUAGUAUUGUGGAAGACCUAUUGAGAGAAUUUGAAAACAAAAUCACCAAUUCAGUUUCUUAUGAAUUGGAUUCUCGGAAAACACAUCCAUCUUUCUGCUGUGGCCUCCAAAACAAUUUUUUGGUAAGAAGAGUCGUGGUUGGCAUACUUUUUGGUUCUCCAUAUUCAGUAACAGAUGAUGAGUAUGAACUGGUACUGCACUAUGCUGCAACUGGGAAAAUUCUUGCCUUUAAUAAAUCAAGGAGUACCGGAUUCAAACAAGGAAAGGGAUUCUCUGGAAUAUCUGCUUUACUGCCGAAUGAAAUUACCAAGGAGGAGGCUAUUGAGGGCACACUUCUUGUUUUCAACUUAACUGACACUUUGGAGAGUAUGUGUGUAUCAAGUUUUGAAGCUGGAGAGGACGCCGAGAAGUUUAUUAACCAUUUUAAGCUAAGAUCCAGCAAAUACUUGGUCAAGUGUAUAGAUCGCCUGAUACAACUUCACUGUACAGAAGAUGGAGAUCCAAUACUAAGUGACAUUAAUAUCAGACUGCUACAAUGGACAAUAAAAGGACUAGAAGAUCCACAUUUCAACAAAGUUCUUGAUAAUAUCGCUGCUACGUUGGACUGCAAAUUCUCGCCCGUGUAACUGUCACCAUAUAGCUUGACUUUUAUCAUAUUUGGUGGUACACAUAAUUUUUGGGAAAAUGGUGAUCAAAUGUGGACUUUUUAAAGCGCACAAACCACUGGUAUGAAGAUAUAAAUGGUGUACAGGUAA
Messenger RNA from Arabidopsis arenosa, 3307 nucleotides. Lineage: Eukaryota; Viridiplantae; Streptophyta; Magnoliopsida; Brassicales; Brassicaceae. The record is from the annotation of a GenBank genome assembly.